Striga asiatica is the source of this 690-nucleotide messenger RNA. The record is from the annotation of a GenBank genome assembly. NCBI's taxonomy places the organism in Eukaryota, Viridiplantae, Streptophyta, Magnoliopsida, Lamiales, Orobanchaceae.
AUGCUGCAGAUAAAGCGUCUGAAUAUUGGCGGCCAGCAGCCGGUCCACUAUGCUAGCCGGGACCCGCCCAAUAAACCGGUUGUUGUUCAGGUACAGAUUCUCGACCGUCGAGAACAUUGGAGAUAUCUCUCCGGAAAGCCUGUUGUAGCUCAGAUCGACGGUCGGGAUGGACACCUGGCCGGCCGGCUGAACCGGGCCGGAAAACUGGUUUCUCUGCAGCUGGAGGUUGUUGAUGGGGAAAGUAAAGAGAUAUAUCGGGAUUGGGCCGGUGAACCGGUUCAUACUCAGAUCUAUGUAGUUCAGCUGGGUCAGACCGGACAAGGCCUGGCCCAAUGGGCCGGUCAGGAGAUACUGAACCGACGGAGGGAGCCCGGGAACCGGAAGCGAACCGGAGAGAUUGUUGUGCUUCAGCUCGAGCCGGGUCAGGGUUUGCGAAGCAAACGGCGGGACCCGGCCGGUGAGGUGGUUGUGGCUGAGAACGACCGCCGGCAAACUUCCGACGGAAAUCGGGAUGGCGCCGGUGAACUGGUUGAAGCUCAGGUCGAGGGUUUGAAGCCCCCGGAGCUCGCCCAAACCGGACGGGAUCUCGCCGGAGAUGAAGUUUCGACUGACGGCGAGAAACCUCAAGAGCUUGAGCUGGGAAAUGGUUUCGGGCAGGGGACCCGUGACCCGGCCGGGGACGAUAGUUAG